CGUUUGACAGGACGGCUCCACAACAAGCUGUGGCAUUUGAGCUCAGUGCUGAAAGAGUCUGCACUCUCUGGCUGGCCAACGUCCCGGGACGGAUUUGCCUGGAGAGAGAGAGAGAGUGAGAGAGAGAAAGAGUGAGGGAGUGGGGAGAGGAAAUGAGCGUAGGGUCUUCAGAAAGGUAAACCAUUUGAUAUUAAUGUGUAGAAGAAAGACAGGGUUUGUUGGGGGGAAUAAGGCAGGAGGAGUUUGGAGACAAGUGCAAGUACAAGGACUCGCUCGGCUUCCCAGGUGUCUGCUGUCAUUGGGCUUUUUUUAGGGCUUUAUUUUUACCUCCAGGACUGCGUUCCUAUACCCCCAGCCCAGAAGUUUACAUCUGCUAGUGAAGUAGUGUUUUUUUUGUGCAUUUUUUUGAUUUGCGUAUCUGGACAUGGCCAUGGCCGAGACGAACCUCAAACUGGAUCAUGUGGCUCUUAGGGAAAUCUCUGACGACGACGAUGACGAAGUGGUUCUGGUCACAGCGGCGGCCAAAACUUCAGUAACCACUCCGGCUUCCAACCGCAAACAUGUAGACGAAGAUGAUAGCGACGAUGAAGAUGAUGAUCACGAGGUGGAUCUGAAGCUGGGACUGGAAAACAGUGACUCCCAGAAAUCCGAAGCUCAGGCUACGGGCAUGAUGGUUCUGGCUCUCUUAGACAAGAUCAUCGGCGUUGUGGAUCAGAUCCAGCUGACACAGAAUGGCCUGGAGUCCCGGCAGAUGAGCAUGGAGAAGAACAUGACGAGCAUCCAGAGCGAGCUGAACAAGCUAGCCAAGAGCCAGGGCGGCACAGCAGGGACGGCCACUAAGCUCUUAGAGAAGGUCCGCAAGGUAAACGUGAACGUGAAGAGCGUACGGGGCGAGCUAGAGAGGCAGGCGGGUCAGAUCAAGAAGCUGGAGAACAACGAGCAUGAGCUGCUCAAGAGGAAGAACUUCAAAGUGCUCAUCUUCCAGAUGAGAUGAGAUGAGAUUAGAUUAGAUUCAGCUUUAUUGUCAUUGUGCAGAAAAACAAGAGCCAGUGAAGCCCACUGUGAAACCCGAGGCAGCAGUAAGUGAGGAGGUGCACAUGUGCUGCGUGAAGGAGAACAAGGCACAGAUGACGUGGUGGAGGUCGAGGAAAUCGUGGAGGAAUCACGGGUGGCACGCAUCAAGCGCAGCGGGCUGCAACGUGUGGAUGAAAUCAAGAAAGCUUUCAGCAAGGAGCAAAUGGAGAAGACCAAGCAGCGAACCAAAGAGAACCUAGAGAAAACCCGUCAGCGAACCAAGGAAAACCUGGAGAAGACACGUGUCAGAACUCGUGAGAACCUUCAGAAAACCAGGGUGACUAUUGGGAAGAAGAUGGGCAAGCUCGGAACGAAGAUCAGACCCAGCAAGGAGCGCAAAGAGAAGAUCCGAGUGUCCCGUGAGAAGAUCAAGAAGUCACGCAAAUCCGAGAACAAGGUUUACGCCCGCUCAAGGAUCACCACUUACCGAGUACCACCGUUCACCUUCUACGUAAAGAAAAUCCGUGAGGGCGUAGAGGUGGAGCCAGAGCCUGAAGAAGAGCUAGAGGAUGAGGAAGUUGAAGAGCUGCAAGCCGAGGACCAGGAAGAUGAAAAGGUGGAGGAGGCCGAGCUGGUGAAUCUGAGAAGCCCUGAGGUUGCGCUUGAGGCCGCCGAAUAUUCGCAACUCGUAAUCAAGGAUUCGGUGCAGCCACAAGGGAAAGCAAGUCAAUGAAGGAAACCCCUUGUCUAAUAAAAAAAAAAGAUUA
Messenger RNA from Silurus meridionalis, 1781 nucleotides. RefSeq names its product caveolae associated protein 1a (gene cavin1a). Gene Ontology annotation, molecular function: rRNA primary transcript binding. Gene Ontology annotation, biological process: termination of RNA polymerase I transcription; transcription initiation at RNA polymerase I promoter. The record is from RefSeq and is a predicted model, not a curated record. The transcript has 3 exons. NCBI's taxonomy places the organism in Eukaryota, Metazoa, Chordata, Actinopteri, Siluriformes, Siluridae. Gene Ontology annotation, cellular component: cytoplasm; caveola.